AUGCUGAAAGGAGGCAUCUUCGACAAAUCGCACCGGGUGCCCUGGCGCUACCAUGAUUGGAUAACACAGCGCAUCGGGGCGCCCCGGUGGGCACAUGUGCAAUUUGUCGAAGAUGCUAUUACAGAUCUCCAAAAUGAGACUCCUCCAAAAGGAGACUCCUCCAAGAGGAGACACCUCCAAGAGGAGACUCCUCCAAAAGGAACCACCUCCAAGAGGAGACUCCUCCGAAAGGAGACACCUUCAAGAGUUGACUGCUCCGAAAGGAGACGCCUCCACGAGGAGACUCCUCCAAAAGGAGACACCUCCAAAAGGAGACAUCUCCAAGGGGAGACUCCUCCAAAAAGAGACACCUCCAAGAGGAGACUCCUCCGAAAGGAACCACCUCCAAGAGGAGACUCCUCCGAAAGGAGACACCUUCAAGAGUUGACUGCUCCGAAAGGAGACGCCUCCACGAGGAGACUCCUCCAAAAGGAGACACCUCCAAAAGGAGACAUCUCCAAGGGGAGACUCCUCCAAAAGGAGACACCUCCAAGAGAGGACUACUCCAAAAGGAGACACCUCCAAGAGGAGACUUUUCCAAAACAGACACCUCCAAGAGGAGACUCCUCCAAAAGGAGAUUCCUCCGAAAGGAGACUCCUCCAAAAGGAGUCACCUCCAAGAGGAGACUCCUACAAAAGAAAACCCCUCCAAGAGGAGGCUCCUCCAAAAGGCGUGGUUGUUUUCUUUCGUGA
Rhipicephalus sanguineus (brown dog tick) is the source of this 732-nucleotide messenger RNA. RefSeq lists its product as uncharacterized. Bases 1 to 732 code for a protein of 243 amino acids. The record is from RefSeq and is a predicted model, not a curated record. Lineage: Eukaryota; Metazoa; Arthropoda; Arachnida; Ixodida; Ixodidae. The transcript is spliced from 2 exons.